GAAGGUGGAGUCUUACUGUAGCAGGUUAAGGCUGCUCUGUCAAACAGAAGCAAAUACAUUAUGACUUAAAAAUAGUAAUAAUAAAAGCCCUUUCUGACCGGAUUCUCUGGACCGGAAUCAAAAUACAGAGCAACCAAGCGUAGUUGGUGCCAAGCCACCGCGUGUGAUGAAUGACUCUCUGGUCGUGCGCCUCUAUUGUGUUGGGUGAGGAUGGGCGUAGGCCAGCCCCCUCAUCUAAUAUUCAGCUGUUUGUAAAAGAGGGGAUGCUGAGCGUGAGCCCGGCAGUGCUUGUUGAAACCUCGAGCAGAAAACCACUGCCAGGUUCACCCUAUACCAAGGGGUGUACAGCCGUUAGCCGUCAGCCAUGGAUACCACCAUGUCCCUGAAGACAACCUCUAUGGCUGUCCAGAGUCUGUUCAGCUAUGUGGACGAGGAGAACCUGGCUGCUGUCAAAGCGCAUUUGGACAAGUUCACAGAUGUGGACAGCAGGGGUGAUAAUGGACAGACUCCCCUCAUGGUGGCAGCAGAGCAGGGCAGUCUGGAGAUAGUCCAGGAGCUCAUUAGGAGAGGAGCCAACGUUGACUUGGAUGAUAUUGACUGCUGGACGGCGCUGAUCUCAGCAGCUAAGGAGGGACACAUCGAGGUGGUGAGGGAGCUGCUGGAGAACAAUGCUAACCUUGAGCACAGAGACAUGGGAGGUUGGACUGCUCUCAUGUGGGCAGCCUAUAAAGGUCGUACAGAUGUGGCCCAGCUGCUUUUAGAAAAAGGAGCCAACCCUAACAUCACGGGACAGUACAGCGUCUACCCCAUUAUCUGGGCGGCAGGUCGAGGCCAUGCAGAGAUUGUCCGUCUCCUGCUGCAGCACGGAGCCAAGGUCAACUGCUCAGACAAGUAUGGCACCACUCCUUUGAUCUGGGCAGCCAGGAAGGGCCACUAUGACUGCGUGAUGCACCUCUUGGCCAAUGGAGCUGAUGUGGACCAGGAAGGGGCGAACUCAAUGACGGCUCUGAUCGUGGCCGUGAAAGGGGGCUACACAGAGGUUGUCAAAGAGCUGCUGAAGAGGAACCCAAAUGUUAACAAGACCGACAAGGAUCACAACACUGCUCUCGCCAUUGCUGCCAAGGAGGGACACACAGAAAUUGUGCAGGACCUGCUUGACGCCGGCACCUACGUCAAUGUUCCAGACAGGAGUGGGGAAACAAUGCUGAUAGGAGCAGUUAGAGGAGGUCAUGUGGAGAUAGUCCGAGCUCUGCUGAACAAAUACGCUGAUAUUGACGCCAGGGGCCAGGAUGGAAAGACUGCCCUCUACUGGGCAGUGGAGAAAGGUAACGCUACCAUGGUGAGAGACAUUCUGCAGUGCAACCCUGACACCGAGAGCUGCACCAAGGAGGGAGAGACCCCUCUUAUCAAAGCUACAAAAAUGAGGAACAUAGAGAUCGUGGAACUGCUGCUGGAUAAAGGAGCCAAGGUGUCUGCAGUAGACAAGAAAGGAGACACGCCUCUGCACAUUGCCAUCCGAGGGCGCAGCCGAAAGCUGGCCGAGCUGCUGCUGAGGAACCCGAAAGAUGGCCGCCUGUUGUACCGCCCCAACAAAGCUGGAGAAACCCCCUACAACAUUGAUUGCACCCACCAGAAAAGCAUCCUGACACAGAUAUUUGGAGCCAAGCACCUGUCGCCCACUGAGUCAGAUGGAGACAUGUUGGGUUAUGACCUAUAUAGCAGCGCUUUAGCAGACAUCCUUAGUGAGCCCACUAUGCAGCCACCUAUCUGUGUUGGCCUGUACGCUCAGUGGGGCAGCGGCAAGUCUUUCCUUCUUAAGAAACUGGAGGAUGAGAUGAAGACAUUUGCGGGCCAGCAGAUAGAGCCAUUGUUCCAGUUCUCAUGGCUGGUAGUCUUCCUCACCCUGCUACUCUGCGGCUCAGUGGCCGUUGUUCUGGGCUUUACUGUUAAUCCAAAGCUGGCGAUCGCGGUCUCACUCAGCCUCCUCGCCCUGCUCUACAUCUUUUUUGUGUUGGUGUACUUUGGAAGCCGUCGUGAGAGGGAAAGCUGGAACUGGGCGUGGGUCAUCAGCACCCGGCUUGCUCGCCAUGUCGGUUACCUGGAGCUGCUGCUCAAACUGAUGUUUGUCAACCCUCGUGAACUUCCUGAGCAGACCACCCGUGCCCUUCCUGUCAGGUUCUUGUUUACAGAUUAUAAUCGCCUGUCCAGUGUUGGAGGAGAGACUUCAAUGGCUGAGAUGAUUGCCACGCUGUCAGAUGCCUGUGAGAGGGAGUUUGGCUUCUUGGCCACCCGGCUGUUUAGGGUUUUCAAGAGCGAUGAGAUCCAAGGUCAAAAAUGGAAGAAAACAUGUUGCGUUCCCUCGUUUGUGCUGUUUGCAUUGACACUAGGGUGCCUGAUCACUGGUGUAGCACUGUUGUCUAUCUUUAAGGUGGACCCUGAGAAUCUGACAGUAAAUGCAGUGCUGAUAGCCAUGGCCAGUGUGGUUGGCCUGGCCCUGCUGCUCAACUGGAGGACCUGGUGGCAGGUGGCUGACUCUGUCCUCAACUCCCAGAGGAAACGCCUGCACAGCGCUGCCAACAACUUGCAUAGGCUCAAGAGUGAAGGGUUUAUGAAGGUUCUGAAACAUGAAGUGGAGCUAAUGUCAAAAAUGGCCAAAACUAUCGAUGGCUUCACCCAGAAUCAGACACGCAUGGCGGUUAUCAUCGAUGGGCUUGAUGCUUGUGAGCAGGACAAAGUGCUGCAGAUGCUGGACACGGUAAGGGUCCUCUUUUCUAAAGGACCUUUUAUCUCCAUCUUUGCCAGUGACCCCCAUAUUAUCAUCAAAGCUAUCAACCAAAACCUCAACAGUGUGCUGAGAGACUCUAACAUCAAUGGACAUGACUACAUGAGAAACAUCGUCCACUUGCCCGUAUUUCUCAACAGCAGAGGUCUCAAUACAGCUAAAACGAUGAGCGUGGCAGCCCCCACCAAUGGAGAGCCACUGUCUGCUGAUGGAUGGCAUGAAGACACGGACAAGAAGAUGUCUCAGAACAGCCUGGCUCAAGACCAGGCCAAGCUUGGGAGCAAGAAUACCUUAAACCGCAGGGACACAUACCGACGUCGCCAGAUGCAGAGGACCCUCACCAGACAGAUGUCCUUCGACCUGACUAAGAUGCUGGUGACUGAGGACUGGUUCUGUGACAUCAGCCCGCAGACCAUGAGGAGGCUGCUCAACAUUGUUUCUAUCACAGGUCGUCUGUUACGCGCCAAUCACAUCAUCUUCAACUGGGAUCGACUGGCAUCGUGGAUAAACCUGACAGAAGAGUGGCCUUACAGGACGUCGUGGAUCAUCCUCUAUUUGGAAGAAGCUGAAGGGGUGUCUGAUCAGGUCACUCUGAAGACCGUCUAUGAGAGAAUCUCUAAGAACAUCCCCACCACAAAGGAUGUGGAGCCUCUGCUGGAGAUCGACGGAGACAUCCGCAGCUUUGAAGUGUUCCUCUCCUCCAGGACGCCCGUUCUUACUGCCAGAGAUGUGGAGAUGUUUCUGCCCUGCACUGUCAACUUGGACCCCAAGCUGCGGGAGAUCAUAGCAGAUGUGCGUGCGGCCAGGGAGCAGAUGCACAUGGGAGGAGUGACCUAUCCCACGCUGCCCCUCCAAGAGGCAGGGGCCCGUCCCCAGUCAGUUUACGCCCAAGCCUCUGCCGCCUGCUCCCCAGCAGGCUCCUUCACCGGAUCUCUGCCUCCUCAGCCCCACAGUGCCUAUUUCAGUGGAAUGACUGGCCCUCAGCACCCUUUCUACAACCGGCCUUAUUUUCCCCAUCAUGUGUAUCACCUGCCACGGCAUUUCUCACACCAUGUCCCCUCAUCCUCGCGCCCCUCCAUUAAACCACCCGGUCAACCCCAGGACACCAGUGCACUUCAUUUAAAGUCGCUGCCUUACAAAUUCAAGCAGGGCUGUCCUGCAGUCUUGCUCAGCUCUUUGAGCACAGAUGCAGUGUGCGAGCGUCUCAGACAGCUUGAAGGAAUCGACCCCAACAUGCUGCCUCAGUACACCUCCACCAUCAAGAAGGCCAACAUAAACGGUCGGGUUCUCACUCAUUGCAACUUAGAUGAGCUGAAGAAAGAGAUGGAGAUGAACUUUGGUGACUGGCAGCUCUUCAGGGGAAUGGUCAUAGAGCAACGGCAUGCUGAAAGCCAGGCGGCACUUCAGGAUGAGUCCCGAGCUGCUAGCGAGCAGGGCAGCAGUGUGCACCUUGGGGAGCCCAGCAGACGCUCUGGGGGAGCCCAGCACGAAACGGCCGCCUUUAGCCUCAACCUCAGCUUUGAGGAACUCAGCGGUGUGGGCUUAGAGGAACCUGUGAGACGCAGCAACAACUCAAACUGGCCGGUGGCAAAUCACCGCACUUCAAGCAUGUCUAGCCUGAAUUCCCAGGAAUCCUCUAAUGACAUCUGCAAGCUGACAGACAAGCAGCAGGCUGAGUAUCGUGAUGCCUACAGGGAGUACAUCGCUCAGAUGGCCCAGCUGGAGAUGUCCGGCAGUGGGGGAGAGAGGCCUGUUCAGCCCCACCCUGGACAAUUCCUUCAGGCUGCCAGCUCAGAGGACAAAGGGGCCAAGGAAGGAUCAGAUCAAGACAGCCGGAAGUCCUUCACCAAGAGAAACUCCAAGAAUUCUGAUGCCACAGACUUUGCCUCAGGGACCGAUGCUCUAGACCCCAUCAGUGAAGAGGAUGAGAAGCUGGAUCACAGCUCAUCCUCUAGGACUCCAGGCUCCAAGAAGAAGGGAGCUGGGUCAUACUACCACAAGCUGGCCAACGAUGAAGACUCGGGGCCAGAAGACGCUGACAACACCACACCUCUCCUCCAUAAAGAGGCAAGAUCUGGUGCUCUGUCUUCCCACAGCUCCAAGCCAACUGGGCUGCUGGCCAAGCCUGGCUUCCUCACCGAAAUCCUCAUCGAUAAGAAGGACUCGUCCGAUUCAGGGAUGCGCUCCAGUGAAAGCUCCUCAGACCCCUCCCUGGAAGAGACUGAAGGAGACUCUGGCAGAUAUAGAGAAGCAAUGAAGCCCAGUCUGAUUGAACUGGAGCUGGAGGGGUUGGUGAAGAAGAGAGGCCCACUACCCAGCAGCCUGAGCGGCCUACAGGAUUCCGUGGUGGCCCGCAUGUCCAUCUGCUCUGAAGCUCCAUCUGAAGCCAGCCUUAUGGCCAGCAGCCCAGAUGAUGGGUGGCCAUCCAGCGGGGUCAGCAACCUCAACCGCAGCGCCAGUAACACCACCCUUAAUAACAACACAAGCAGCCCUACCAACAGCAACAGCAACACCAACACUAACACCAACAACAGCCGUCAGCAGCAGGCUUCCAUCACAGGCACAGAGUCCACCUCCUCCAACAUCGUCUCUCCAGAUGUCAUCAUCAUCCCUGGCAGCAGCACUGCCAACACCACGGCAGCCACCAUCCACCACAACCAGAACCUGCGCACCAUCAGCCUCGGAGACGAGAGGGAGAGUGUCCUCUAAGAAACCAUAUGUGUUUGUUACACUUAGAAGGGUCAUGUUGAGUGUGUUUUUUGAUAGCAUAUUGACAGUGAUGAUGUUGUAUCGUGUUCUAAAGAAUUAGUGUAGAUGAGUGUUGUGCUGUUAAGGACAUAGUCAAGGAAGUGGUGUUGUAAGGUUAAAAAAAAAUCACCUUGAUAUUUUGAAAAGGAUAAAUCUGAUAGUUUGUGGCUACAUUUGGAAUUUAAUGAUACCAAAAGAUGUUCGUUAGGUCAAAUCUAGAUUGUUUGUCUCAUGUGUUUUUAGUACGAUUCCUCUCCCACGUGAAAGCUAUGCUGUUAUUUGGAGUCACUGUGUUUAGUGAAGGAAUGUUGCAGUAAAAAAAAUGGGUUACUUAGAGAAAGGUGAAGCAUUCAGUCUCCAAAGCAUGUUGUGAGGUGCUAAAACAUUUCAAAUAGAACAAAGUGUGAAAAGUAGGUGAAGUACUUUUUUGAACUAGACUCUAGAGCCGAUGUUUGUCAUUUCCAAAGUUCCGUAUUGGGUUUUGUGAAUCAAUAAACAUCUUGAAAUCUGA
Messenger RNA from Archocentrus centrarchus (flier cichlid), 6041 nucleotides. It is a transcript of the gene kidins220a, whose product is annotated as kinase D-interacting substrate 220a. The transcript is spliced from 33 exons. Lineage: Eukaryota; Metazoa; Chordata; Actinopteri; Cichliformes; Cichlidae. The record is from RefSeq and is a predicted model, not a curated record. Bases 365 to 5491 code for a protein of 1708 amino acids. Gene Ontology annotation, molecular function: PDZ domain binding; protein kinase regulator activity.